AUAACAAAGUAUGAUAGAACCGCACAGGAAAUAUGAGCGAAUUAAGACCAAUAAUUCUUGGUUUCGGGCAUGGAUUGAAAGAUUCUCUACUUGGAACGAUUUUGCUGCUAAGAGUGAACAGUAUUCUGGAGGAAAGACAAACGGAAGACCAAUUUAAAACAGACCCGCAGUCCUCUAGACGAACAAGGCAAAGAGGCAGGCAAAAUGAACUCGAUAAAAAGACAGAUAGAUCUACAGGAGCUAAAGAUAUUUACAGCAAAAUGUUGCAGUGCUGCAUGCUAAAUGGUGGAAUAUUUUGGAUGAGUAUUUUUCUCUUUGAGAAUUAUAUCCUUCCUGGGCUACAAUUUUUUACUCACUUUAUAUUCAAUACACUGGUUGGAAAUGCACACCAUCAGGGUUUGUGGCUGUGGAGAUGGAUGGGACCUUUGUUAUCAUAUUUGUUCAGUGCUUUGUGGGUGUUACCUCUCUUUUGGCUCAGCAAGCCACUCAAUUCAUUAUGGUAUCAGGAGAUAGCUGAUUCUGCAUACCGCAACACUAGAGGAAGGCCUCUUGGAUUCUUGGCUUCACUCAAGAAAGAAAGUGUGUCAUCCCACAUCAGUAAAACAGUGGCUGACUUCUUCUUUAGCUUUUUGCUUCAGGUGCUUUUUCUUGUGCAGGCUGUGGUUGUAGGAUUUCUUCCAAUUGUUGGUCCUGUGGUCAGUUUGGCUCAUAUGUGUCUGCUGUACUCACUUUAUUCCUUUGAGUACAAGUGGGUGAAUAUGGGAUGGCCCGCCCCAAAGCGACUCACGUACAUGGAAUGUAACUGGCCAUAUUUCGUGGGAUUUGGACUUCCUCUUGCUGUUCUCACCUCACUAGCGCCUUCCACUAUAAUCAGCGGCUGUGUGUUUGCCAUACUGUUUCCCAUUUUUAUUAUCAGCGGGAAUCAAGCAAAAGUCGUAGAAACAAAUCAAGUACCAGUCAGGCUGUUUUACGUGGUAGUACGUCUAACAAACAAGAUCCUAAUGGGGAAGUCUGUGCCAAGUAGGACUCAGUCUACCAGCCCUGACUCGACCGUGGGCACGUGAUGAAGGGAAGGAGUUUGGUAACCAUUAAUCUCCAGGUUUACUUCACAAAAUAACAAGUGAAGGGAGGAAAAGAUGCACGAAACGAGAGAAUUACCUUAGGAAGCAACGAUUUUAGUCGGGAAAGUAAUCAGCUCAAACUGAUCACGAACAUAGUUUGGCGGGAAUUGGUCGAAAAAAAAAAAGUCGAAUUCGCAGUUGUCUGUUUUUUAGACUGUCACGCAAAAAACAUUUCCAAAAGUGUGUCGUCGUGACAGCAUUGCGUGAGGUCUGCUAAAGCCACCAGGAAGGAAACAAGUCAGAUAAGAGUUAACGCAAGGACGUUUUGUCUUAACACUGUUUUGGUAACUUUUUCUUACAUGGAAAACAACUUCAUGAUUUCGCAAAUGGAUCAUCAAUGCAUCGUAGUUUAGGUAAAAAGUUAAAAUUUUAUAGGAAAGCAAGCAAUAAAAACGUGGGAAAUUAAAAUGCCUGUUUAGAAAUCGAACUUAA
This is a messenger RNA of Pocillopora damicornis (cauliflower coral), 1553 nucleotides long. Its product is annotated as etoposide-induced protein 2.4 homolog. The record is from RefSeq and is a predicted model, not a curated record. Lineage: Eukaryota; Metazoa; Cnidaria; Anthozoa; Scleractinia; Pocilloporidae. Gene Ontology annotation, cellular component: endoplasmic reticulum. Gene Ontology annotation, biological process: macroautophagy.